AUGUCAAAUCCUAGUCCAGGACGUGAGAUCAGUUUCGUUGACGAUGACAUUGAUGAUGAGCAAUACCACACCGCUCCCGGUGAGGUAGAUGAUGAACUUGACCCAGAUUAUGAACAUGACGACGAACCCGAAGAGGAGGAUGAAGAGAACGACCAUGGCGAGGAGAACGAGGAGGAGGAGGAAGAUGACGACGAUGAUGACUCGGACGGCCAGGAAGGCAACUUCUUCAUUGAUAUCGGAGGUCGCAUGCUAGCUCUGACCCUUCCCCAGCUGCACGCUCUUAUCAGCCGAGAGGAUCCUAGCAUUUUCAGACCACCCGGUAGGACGAGGCCAAGAACCCCUCCCGACCCUGAGAGGUUUCCCAAAGUUCCAAGCGAAAAGGGUACAGAGCUGAUGGACUCUGGACUAUUCGGCGUCACCCCGGCCGCUGUGUCAUCGUCGACGAAAUACUCUUCUCCGCAAGCCGAAGUAGCUCUCAGGCUUUUGGACCGCGAACUUGGACUCAGAGACCCGAUAGACCAAAGGAUGGACCAACGUAUACUGGCCCAGACUAUGAUACCAUCGGAUCCAGCAGACAUGCUGAUCCGGUUUCCACAGUCGGUAUACUCUGGUCAAUUUUCCGAUGACGGCAACUUCUUUUACGCCGUCGGCAAAGACUUCAAGGUUCGCAUGUACGAUACAUCUAAUCCGUACAACUGGCGAUACUACAAGACUGCCAGAUUCCCCUUUGGUCAAUGGACGCUGUCAGACGCCUCUUUGAGCCCUGACAACCGCUGGCUAGCCAUCACCUCGCUGCUACCACACGUCUGUCUGGCUCCCACUGAUCCCAACGAUUCUGGAGACCCGUACACCCUCGACCUGUCCAACACAGGACUCACAGGCAGGGAGCAAGGCGCAUACUGGCGCGACGCCCGGCAUUUUGCCAUAUUCUCUGUGAGAUAUUCCGGUGAUAGUCGCGAGCUCGUUGCUGGCACCAACAGAAACUCGGUCAUAGUCUACGAUAUUGAGUCGAGGACGGUUCUGCAUAAUGUCGUAGGCCACAACGACGAUGUCAACGCUGUUUGCUUUGCCGACAAGUCAUCUCCGCAUAUCCUUUACUCCGGCUCGGAUGACACCACCAUCAAGGUGUGGGAUCGUCGGAGUAUGGCCGAUCGGCGAGCCGCGGGGGCUUUCGUUGGCCACAUUGAGGGCCUAACCUAUAUCGACAGCAAGAACGACGGACGCUACCUUUUGUCCAACGGCAAGGACCAUAGUAUGAAACUCUGGGAUUUGCGCAUGGCCAUGAGUGAACCCGACUUUAGCAGCAAAGACCCUACAAGGUGCACCCGCAAUCGCACCACUGACUACCGGUGGACGGAACUUCGAGACGACGACUGGUUCCCUCAUCCGCAUGACAACUCGGUUGUGACUUUCCGUGGCCACCGUGUCACCCGGACCCUGAUUCGUUGCCACUUUAGCCCCCCAGGUAGCACCAACUCGCGCUACGUGUAUUCCGGCAGCUUCGACGGCAAGGUUUACAUCUGGAAUCUCGAUGCAACCCUGGCAGGAACCAUUGAUGUUGGCGCCGAGAGCCAGCGCAUCCUCGGCCGAGCGAAUGCUCGACCUAGCCCGCCGUAUAGGCACCUGCGUGAUCACGGCUAUACGGCAGCUUGCAUCAGAGAGGCACACUGGCACCCCAAGGCGCCCAUGAUAGUCGCGUCGGCUUGGGGUGGUGACAACACGGACAGCGGCUUUUGCAGCGUACAUUCGUUUAACGAUGGUCUCGAGGAUGAGGGUAUUGAAAUGGGUAGGCUACUCAACGAAAGGCUGGAGCCGUCGCAACGGGCAGAGUACGACACUGAGAGUGAAGAAGAAGAUGAUGAUAACGAUGACGACUACGAAGCCUAG
Pyricularia grisea is the source of this 1887-nucleotide messenger RNA. RefSeq lists its product as uncharacterized. Gene Ontology annotation, molecular function: protein binding. Gene Ontology annotation, biological process: proteasome-mediated ubiquitin-dependent protein catabolic process. Gene Ontology annotation, cellular component: Cul4-RING E3 ubiquitin ligase complex. The transcript is spliced from 2 exons. The record is from RefSeq and is a predicted model, not a curated record. Lineage: Eukaryota; Fungi; Ascomycota; Sordariomycetes; Magnaporthales; Pyriculariaceae. Bases 1 to 1887 code for a protein of 628 amino acids.